AUGAGGGAACUGCUGGCCGAGCAUUUGUGGCAGGACACCCAAACAUUGCAGUUUGACAGGAAGAAGUUUGUGAUCAUCGCGGUGGAAGGCAGCCAACAGACGGAAUCAAUCUUUUUCACCGAUCAUCAUACAAAAAGCGCGUAUUUCGUGAAAUUCUCUGCAUCACAGCAUCGUUUCAUGAUGCGAAUGCGUCAGUGGAAAUCGACAUUACGCGUUGAGAACUCGAUUCAAGCGAUGCCAGACGUCUGUGUGGAAGGUCGUGAGCCUCCGCCGCCUAUACAACAAGUACCUGGU
Ostertagia ostertagi is the source of this 294-nucleotide messenger RNA. Lineage: Eukaryota; Metazoa; Nematoda; Chromadorea; Rhabditida; Trichostrongylidae. The record is from the annotation of a GenBank genome assembly.